AUGGCCAACAAGCAGGGAAAGAUGGCCGGUCUCAUCAACUACCGGAUGAGAGUGACCAUGAACGAUGGACGGCAGAUGGUCGGACAGAUGUUGGCAUUUGACAAGCAUAUGAAUCUCGUUCUCGCGGAUACCGAGGAGUUCAGACGUGUCAAGCGCAAGGCCAACAAAACAUCCGCAGCUCCAGGCGCAAGCAGCAGCUCUGCCCCACUUGUCGAGACAGAGGAGAAGCGUACAUUAGGUCUUACAAUCGUCCGAGGCGCCCAUGUUAUCUCUCUUUCUGUUGAGUCUCCGCCUCCUGCCGACCCGGCUGCGCGUCUAGGAGCCAGCGCACCAGGUGGUCUUGCUACCAACCUUGCUGCUGGACCAGGAAUUGCCCGUCCUGCCGGUCGAGGUGCGCCUGUUGGAUUAGCUGGUCCUGCUGCUGGAGUUGGAGCUCCUCCUCCAGCUUUUGGAGGUUUCCCAGGUGCCCCACCUUUUGGCAGAGGAGGACCCCCACCAGGAUUCCCUCCUGGAGGCUUCCCCCCACCAGGCUUCCCAGCUGGACAAGGUCCACCCCCGGGUUUUGCACCUCCAAGAAGGUGA
Venustampulla echinocandica is the source of this 582-nucleotide messenger RNA. RefSeq lists its product as uncharacterized. Gene Ontology annotation, biological process: mRNA splicing, via spliceosome. Gene Ontology annotation, cellular component: U5 snRNP; U2 snRNP; U4 snRNP. Lineage: Eukaryota; Fungi; Ascomycota; Leotiomycetes; Helotiales; Pleuroascaceae. Gene Ontology annotation, molecular function: RNA binding. The transcript is spliced from 6 exons. The coding region runs from base 1 to 582 and encodes 193 amino acids. The record is from RefSeq and is a predicted model, not a curated record.